CCAGGAGUUGCAAGCUGCAGUGAGCUAUGAUUGCACCACUGCUCUCCAGCCUGGGCAAUGGAACGAGACUGGAGACAUGCAGUGGGAGGGGAGAGCCAUCAGGACUUCCGGAGCAUCAAAGCAAAGUUCCAGGCCUCUCAGCCGGAGCCCAGCGACCUGCCCAAAAAACCUCCGAAGCCUGAGUUUGGUAAACUGAAGAAGUUCUCCCAGCCUGAGCUAAGCGAGCACCCCAAGAAGGCCCCGCUGCCUGAGUUUGGUGCAGUGUCCUUGAAGCCCCCGCCGCCUGAGGUCACUGACCUCCCCAAGAAGCCCCCGCCGCCUGAGGUCACUGACCUCCCCAAGAAGCCCCCGCCGCCUGAGGUCACUGACCUCCCCAAGAAGCCCCCGCCGCCUGAGGUCACUGACCUCCCCAAGAAGCCGUCCAAACUGGAGUUGAGUGACCUCUCCAAGAAGUUCCCACAGCUGGGGGCCACUCCGUUUCCAAGGAAGCCCCUGCAGCCUGAGGUCGGUGAGGCCCCUUUGAAGGCCUCGCUGCCGGAGCCUGGUGCGCCGGCCCGGAAACCCCUGCAGCCCGACGAACUCAGUCACCCCGCCAGACCCCCCUCCGAACCCAAAUCCGGCGCAUUCCCCAGGAAGCUCUGGCAACCCGAGGCCGGUGAGGCUACCCCGAGGUCCCCGCAGCCUGAGUUGAGUACCUUUCCCAAGAAGCCUGCGCAGCCUGAGUUCAACGUGUACCCCAAAAAGCCUCCGCAGCCUCAGGUCGGUGGCCUCCCUAAGAAGUCCGUGCCGCAGCCUGAGUUCAGCGAGGCCGCUCAGACUCCCCUCUGGAAGCCUCAGUCCAGCGAGCCGAAGCGCGACUCCAGCGCCUUUCCCAAAAAGGCCUCCCAGCCUCCGCUGAGUGACUUUCCCAAGAAGCCUCCGCAGCCUGAGCUUGGGGACCUCACCAGGACCUCCUCAGAGCCCGAAGUCAGCGUGCUUCCCAAGAGGCCGCGGCCGGCCGAAUUCAAAGCGCUCUCCAAGAAGCCCCCGCAGCCCGAGCUGGGCGGCCUCCCCAGGACCUCCUCAGAGCCCGAGUUCAACUCACUCCCCAGGAAGCUGCUGCAGCCGGAGCGCCGGGGGCCACCCCGCAAGUUCUCACAGCCUGAGCCCAGCGCUGUCCUCAAGAGACACCCGCAGCCUGAGUUCUUCGGUGAUCUCCCUCGAAAGCCUCCACUCCCCAGCUCCGCUUCCGAGAGCUCACUGCCUGCGGCCGUGGCCGGCUUCAGCUCCCGGCACCCGCUCAGCCCUGGGUUUGGAGCGGCUGGGACACCCCGCUGGAGGUCAGGAGGCCUGGUUCACAGUGGAGGGGCCAGGCCAGGCCUCAGACCCAGCCAUCCACCCCGGCGGAGGCCUCUGCCCCCUGCCAGCAGCCUGGGACACCCUCCAGCCAAGCCCCCGCUGCCCCCGGGGCCCGUGGAUAUGCAGAGCUUUCGGAGACCCUCUGCAGCAUCCAUAGAUCUACGGAGGACCCGCUCGGCCGCUGGGCUCCACUUCCAGGACCGACAGCCUGAAGACAUCCCGCAGGUCCCAGAUGAGAUCUACGAGCUGUAUGACGAUGUGGAACCCAGAGAUGACUCCAGCCCCAGCCCCAAGGGCAGAGAUGAAGCGCCCUCAGUUCAGCAAGCCGCCAGGAGGCCACCACAAGACCCAGCGCUCAGGAAGGAGAAGGAUCCCCAGCCACAGCAGUUGCCACCCAUGGACCCAAAGUUGCUGAAGCAGCUGAGGAAGGCAGAGAAGGCCGAGAGGGAGUUCCGGAAGAAGUUCAAGUUUGAAGGGGAGAUCGUGGUUCACACGAAGAUGAUGAUCGACCCCAACGCUAAGACACGUCGCGGGGGUGGCAAGCACCUCGGGAUCCGGCGCGGGGAGAUCCUGGAGGUGAUCGAGUUCACCAGCAAUGAGGAGAUGCUGUGCCGGGACCCCAAAGGCAAAUAUGGCUACGUGCCCAGAACAGCGCUCCUGCCCCUGGAGACGGAGGUGUACGAUGAUGUCGACUUCUGCGGUACGUGGACACUCUGGGAGGGCUGGAGGGACCCUGGCGAUUCCCCGGGGGCGCUGCUCACUAUUGGGCUUCUGGGGAGAGGGGUCCAUGGAAGUCACGCUUCCUCGGCAGAUCCCCUGGAAAACCAACCACUCCCCCUGGGACGGUAAGACCGGUAGGCGUGGGGCCAGGACAGCCAGCCAGCCCAGCGCCCGCUCACCCAGGAGCCCUGGAUCCCGGCGCGGGAAAGUCACAGAGCUGCCUGGGCUUGUACCUGGCCACAUAAAGCCCCAGUUUAAAGCA
This is a messenger RNA of Homo sapiens (human), 2320 nucleotides long. It is a transcript of the gene PRAM1, whose product is annotated as PML-RARA regulated adaptor molecule 1. Gene Ontology annotation, biological process: integrin-mediated signaling pathway. The transcript has 9 exons. Lineage: Eukaryota; Metazoa; Chordata; Mammalia; Primates; Hominidae. The record is from RefSeq and is a predicted model, not a curated record. The coding region runs from base 58 to 2187 and encodes 709 amino acids. Gene Ontology annotation, cellular component: plasma membrane.